GCCAGAAACCGAGAGAAGAAGAAGAAGAAGAAGCCGGAUGUACAAGCAUCCAUGCUACCAGUUAACCACUGCUGCUUCUUUCAGAGCUCUCAUCCAUCCAUGAGAGCUCUGCGUCUUUAAACGGGCUGAUUUGGGCCGUUUUUUCCAUCUUGUCCUCGGAGAGUGAACUACAGUUGUCACAGUAAGAAGAUAUCCGUUGCAGCCAUGUUCCUCACCCUCACCCUGCUGCGGAAAGGCAUCUCCGGGAAGCAGUGGAUCGGAAAGUAUCGUCGUCCACGACAAAUUACAUGGCAGAUGAAACGCAAUACGCUGAAGCACCUGGAGCGUGAGGCUGAGAAUGAAUACUGGAUCAGCCGGCCGUACAUGACUCCGGAGCAGGAGUACGGUCACGCCGCCGAGCGCAGGGCCCAGAACUGGCUCAACAUCAAGGAGGCCAAAUACGCCAAUUUUCCUGAACACAAGUACAUCACAGAUCACCUGAGUCAUCUCAAAAUCACUAAGACAUGGUCAAGUUAGAAAAAUGACAUGCAAGGACUGUCUUCAUAAAGUGACAAUAUCACAUGUUUAUGUUCAAGGAUGCUCAGUUUCGUUGUGUGUUUUAAUGGGAAGCAAGAUUUUGUAUAUCAGCUGAAAAGCAACCAUGAAAAGUUGUUAACCAAGUCCAUAAUAGACUGUUUUAACUCCAUCCGCCUCCAUAAAACAAAUCUGUAUACUGUUUGUUUGUGGUACUGAAUCCACACCACUAAAAUCUGCUCAACAUUCUA
This is a messenger RNA of Sebastes umbrosus (honeycomb rockfish), 764 nucleotides long. It is a transcript of the gene mrpl57, whose product is annotated as mitochondrial ribosomal protein L57. Gene Ontology annotation, molecular function: structural constituent of ribosome. The coding region runs from base 205 to 516 and encodes 103 amino acids. Gene Ontology annotation, biological process: mitochondrial translation. Lineage: Eukaryota; Metazoa; Chordata; Actinopteri; Perciformes; Sebastidae. The record is from RefSeq and is a predicted model, not a curated record. The transcript has 2 exons. Gene Ontology annotation, cellular component: mitochondrial ribosome.